AUGACCCAGCGAUCCUGUGUCACCGUCAAGUCAGGCGGCUCUCGGACCUUCAGCGCCUCCUCGGCCAGCUGCCGGCCCAGCUUCAGCUCGUUCUCGGUGUCCCAGGGCGGGAAGAGUUUCGGAUGCGGCUUCGGGAGCGGCUUCGGGACCAGAAGCCUUCACAGCCUCGGGGGUAGCAGCAACAGGAUCUCCAUCAGCGGGGGCUACCGCUCUAGCCAGGCCGGCUUUGGGGGCUCUGGCUAUGGGUUGGGUGCUGGCAGGAUGGGGGGCAUCGGCGGCGGGUAUGGAUUUGGAGGUGGGAUGAUGAUGCCCGGAGCUGGGGGCAUCCACGAGGUCACGGUCAACCAGAGCCUCCUCACGCCCCUCCACCUGGAGAUCGAUCCCUCUCUCCAGCGGGUGAGGAAGGAGGAGAAGGAGCAGAUCAAGACCCUCAACAACAAGUUCGCCUCCUUCAUCGACAAGGUGCGUUUCCUGGAGCAACAGAACAAGGUUCUGGAGACCAAGUGGAACCUGCUGCAGGAGCAUAAAAUCACCAAAACCAACCUGGAGCCCAUGUUUGAGACCUACAUCAACAGCCUGCGGCGCCAGCUGGACUGCCUGGGGGGCGAGCGGUCGAGGCUGGAGAUGGAGCUGAAGAACAUGCAGGACGUGGUGGAGGACUUCAAGAACAAGUAUGAAGAAGAAAUCAACAAGCGCACAGUGGCAGAGAAUGACUUUGUGAUGCUCAAGAAGGAUGUGGACGCCGCCUACAUGAGCAAGGUGGAGCUGGAGGCCAAGGUGGACGCCAUAAUGGACGAGAUCAACUUCCUGAGAGCUUUCUACGAGGCGGAGCUGGCUCAGCUUCAGGCUCAGAUCUCUGAGACCUCCGUGAUCCUGUCCAUGGACAACAACCGCUCCCUGAACCUGGACAGCAUCAUCGCCGAGGUCAAGGCCCAGUACGAGGACAUCGCUAACCGCAGCCGGGCCGAGGCCGAGAGCUGGUACCGCAGCAAGUACGAGGAGCUGCAGCAGUCCGCCGGCCAGCACGGGGACGACCUCCGCAGCACCAAGAUGGAGAUCUCCGAGCUGAACCGCAUGAUGCAGAGGCUGCGGGCCGAGAUCGAGAACCUGAAGAAGCAGUGCGCCAACCUGCAGGCCUCCAUCGCCGACGCCGAGCAGCGCGGGGAGAUGGCCCUCAAGGACGCCAGGAGCAAGCUGGCCGAGCUGGAGGACGCCCUGCAGAAGGCCAAGCAGGACAUGGCCCGGCAGCUGCGCGAGUACCAGGAGCUGAUGAACGUCAAGCUGGCCCUGGACAUGGAGAUCGCCACCUACAGGAAGCUGCUGGAGGGCGAGGAGUGCAGACUCACUGGAGAAGGUGUCGGACCCGUGAACAUCUCGGUCGUGUCCUCCUCCGGCGGCUCCGGCUACAGCGGGGGCGGCGGCCUCUGCAUGGGCAGCGGCGGCGGCGGCUACAGCAGCAGCGUCUGCUACGGCAGCAGCAGCGGCAGCGGCGGCGGCUUCAGCUCCACCAGCAGCCGGAACGUGGGCAGCAGCUCCAGCAUGCGCGUCGUGUCCAAGACGUCGUCCACCAAGAAGAGCUACCGGAGCUGA
Molecule: messenger RNA, 1590 nt
Organism: Condylura cristata (star-nosed mole)
Lineage: Eukaryota; Metazoa; Chordata; Mammalia; Eulipotyphla; Talpidae
Product: keratin, type II cytoskeletal 5-like
Exons: 9
Coding region: 1-1590 (529 amino acids)
Biological process (GO): keratinization; intermediate filament organization
Cellular component (GO): keratin filament
Molecular function (GO): structural constituent of skin epidermis
Source: RefSeq, a predicted model, not a curated record